CCGGACAAUAAUAUUGCAGCUCUCCAGAAACGCUCUGAUCAUAUUAAUUAGAGCGAAAGUGAUUGAACGCUAUUUUGGUGAUUAGGAAGAAAUGUAGCUAGCACUCUAGUUUUAAGGUUGUAUGUGUCUAACCAGCAAGCUUGAUAUGUUCAUUUUGGAAUUGAGUUGAUGUUAGACCAUUCCAGUCGCCAUUUGGAGAGAAACCUCGAGCUGUUGGGCUAGUUGGCAAGAUAACUCGUUAUGUGGGACGAUGGUGAGAAAGGAUAGUUAGCUAAAUGCAUUUUGUUAGCUAACUAUAGUAGGCCAGUUCUCGUAACCUGAUGCAUACCGGUACCUGUCUGUUGCUACGUGUUGAAGAAUGCUAGGAUGUUCAAAAAUGUGUUCGGGUCAGGAUUUAUUGUAAGAACCGCGCACGUUAUCCUGACAUGGGUAAUAACACUGAUACUCUUCCUACAUGAUACAGGUAAGUGCACGGGAUUAAUAGGAUAUUGAAAUUAAUUUUCAGAGGCCUGUAUGCGUUGCACAGCUGUAAUGCAUAGAUGACAUAUGCAUUAUUACACUGUAAAGCAUACCAUCAAACCACACUUCCAUUUAUUACCAAAUAUGGUGAUGAGAGGAAGUCCAGUGCCAGUGCGUGGAGGAAAGUGGGAGAAGAUGUAGCUAGAUGAAACUUGGUCGACAUUCUGCUAUAUUUUCUCAUUGGUGAAAUUUGAUCUCAAUACAGUUUUCUGUUCCCAAAACUAGAAUAUGUUACGAACAGAGUGCGCGCUAAGUUUUGUAGACUUGACCCUUUGCCAAAAUUGCGUUUGUGUAGAAGGAGUGCAAGGGCGAAAUUAGUUAUUGCACACGCGCACUUUACAAAGGAUGCGUUCCCUAUACAUGCUAAAACGGGCCAAUAGGAUCUUGAAACGCUCGUGCUUGGCUCUGCCCACCUCCUUGCUUGUUCUGCCCACUGUGCUUUAUUUUCUCCCAUUAGAAACGAUGCUGAUGAUAAAUCUUGGGUUGGUUACCAGUAUCUUUGAUCAAAUAGUGGCACCAACAUUAUCAACAAAGCAGCCAAUUAGGUAGCUGAUAAAAGUAGCUAAGGUCCUUAUUGGUCAAGACAGUUGGACUAAUCUCAUAAAGCCACAGUCUGUGUAAGAUAAGGCUAUAUAUACUCCAAUUAGUGAAAUAUACCCAUUGAUUUGAAUGAAUAGUCAUUACUUGUAAAUUUGAUAAAUACAACUGUCUUACCUUAUCAUACCCAUCAUAACUUAGGACCUAUUACUCUCUGUUGGCAUAGACUUAGGAAGCCUUUGCUUGAUCGUGUAUAGCUUGGAAUGUCAUUCCUUGAGCACUUCAUGCAGUAUCACAGAAAGCAAUUGGUAUUUGCAAGUGAAAAUGUCAUGGGAUGCAUAGGCUCCAUUGUUAGCGUUUUUGUUGGUGGCCAUUUAUUUGAUCGUAUUUCAUUAUCCAACAUUCUAGUAGUAGUUGCUAGUUAGUAAACAUUGCUAAUUUAUUAUUGCGUUGCAGACCUGCGGAAGCAAGAGGAGAGGGGAGAGCUCAUCCAACCUGUGCUUUUCGUCUUGCUGGUCCUUGUGUCGGUGUUGCUGUACUUUGCUGUCUCACUCAUGGAUCCUGGCUUUGUCCUAUCUGACGGUAGUGACUUACAGGUGCGUGUUGCUUACUUCACCACACAACACAUGAACACAGUAAUGCAUAUCAAUGCUCAGGAUAUACAUUACAGCUAAAAAACAAUACACUUGUACUGUAUUUUUAGUUCACCCUUGGCAUCACUGAGGAGACGCAGGACAUGAUUCCGCCAACAGCCAAGUCUCUGCGACAGCGGCGCUGUGGUCAUUGUCUGCUUCAGGUAUGGAGUGGGCUACUAUAGUAUUUUUAUUUUAUUUUAUUUAACCUUUAUUUAUCCAGGGGAAACCCAUUGAGACCAGGGUCUCAUUUACAAAGGUGCCCUGGGAACAAUAAAUAAACAUGAUCAGUCUCAAUACAACGCUAUACAUGUACAAUUCCACAUUACAACAAAUCAAAUUCAAAAGCGACAGAUACAAUUCCACAUCAAUCAAAACAAGUGCAGUUCUCUUUCACCACAUUCCUAAUUAAAGUCCUGAACUGACCCUUCGAGACCAGAGAGUCAAGCCUUAAAGUGACCUGCAGGUCAUUCUAUGCUCCAGGGGCACAAUAACUAAAAGCAAUCUUCCUGGACUCUGUGGAGACUCGCGGAACCUCUAAAACGAGUCUGAUGGUGGCUUGCUUUCCAAUUAAGAAGUGAGGUGAGAUAGUAUGGGAGUUUCUGGAGAACUGCUUUAUAUACAAAUAGCAGCCGAUGUUGGGCCCUUCUGUUAGUCAGAGACUCCCGGCCAACAGAAUUAUAUAAAAGGCAAUGAUGUGUACUAAAAUUGUCUCCAGAGAUGAAAUGCAGGCUGAAUCUAAAGGUUUUAAAAUGGAGGCUGCUGCAUGCAUGUAGAUUACAUCAUCAUAGUCAAGUACUGGCAGGAGUGAUGCUUGAGCAAUUUUCCUCCUGUUUUUAAAAGUAAGGCAGGAUUUAUUUCUAUAAAGGAAAUCGAUCUUUAUUCUGAGCUUCUUUGAUAGUUUUUCAAUGUGUGUUUUAAAAGACAGCUUAUCAUCAAUCCAAAUACUUAAAUACUUAUGAGGAACUUGCUCAAUAUGGGAUCCCUUCAAGGUGCAAGUACGCAGAUCUUUAGGGUCAAUUUUACAAGACCUGGAGAACAACAUCAACUUGGUUUGAUCAACAUUUAGCAAGCUGUGGCCAAGCUGAAGGUUGUUAAUGGCCUGCUGCACUGAGGGGGCACAGGGAUAAAUAACUGUGUCAUCUGCAUAGAUAUGUAGGCCACAGUUAUUAUUAUUCAGAGACAAACCAACAUUAUUAAUGUAAAUAGUGAACAGUAAAGAGCAUAGUAUUGAGCCUUGUACACCUGUUGACAUGUAUAUUUACUGCAUAUGUAUUCCUGAGGUGACAUUAGGAGUGAUGAUGUAAUCCUAGGAUGCUGACAGACACACCAUCUACUCUCACUCUGUUAAGAGAUUAUCUCACUCAAUUAUGGUCAUGGCAAGAUAAGCUGCUGGCAUAUGAUAUGAGUACAGGUCAGUGGACUAGUUUAUGACCAGAAAGAGCUUUCUGUAACUCCUCCUUCCUCCCCCCUUUCCCAUUCAUGUGCCCAAGCAGCAGCCAAUGCGAUCCAAGCACUGUCAGACCUGUCAGCACUGCGUGCGUCGCUACGACCACCACUGCCCCUGGAUCGAGAACUGCGUGGGUGAGAGGAACCACCGCUGGUUCGUGCUCUACCUGGCUGUCCAGCUGUUUGUGCUGCUUUGGGGCCUUCACAUGGCCUGGUAAGUGGAGAUGGGUCUUCACAGCCCGUUCAUACAUGGUUGUGGUGACCCGCAGGGUAUGCAAUGCAGGGUUUUAUUCCAACCCAGAUGCUUUUGAACAAAAAACAUUUGCAUACCCUGUGGGUCACCACAACCAGGAUCGAAGAACUUGAUAAUACAGAUGAUUUCUGUUUCAAUUGAUCAUAUGAUGCACUGUUGUUUGGGAGGUGUGGCCAAUCUCACUUGUUCUCUGUGACGCAGGUCGGGCUUCACCACGGCGCCCUCCUGGCAGCUGUGGCUGCGUGGCAAUGGCGUUCUGCUGGGUACGGCGGCGGUGGUGGCGGUGCUCUCCCUCACCGUGCUCCUACUCCUGGGCUCCCACCUCUACCUGGUCUCCCUCAACACCACCACCUGGGAGUUCAUGUCGCGCCACCGCAUCUCCUACCUCAAGCACUGCGGCGCCGACGAGAAUCCGUUUGACCGCGGUGCGCUGCGCAACCUCUGGGGCUUCUUCUGCGACUGGGGCGCCAUAGUGUGGGAGCAGGUGUACUUCAGGGAGGGCAACGACCCCAUCUGAUGAGCAAACAAGCUAACUAACUCACCGUCUACUCAAGUUCUUCAUUCCUUCCCUAGAAUUCCUCCAAUUGUGUUUACAUCCUCCUUUCUAUAAGUAUCUUUACAUGAGACAGACAUCCAAAUGAACUAUGAACUCCUCUCAUUACUUCAGUUUGUCACCUAACUUUUUGGAACCAGGAGUGCAAGGCAUUCCAGUUUAGUAUGUAAGUGGAUUUCAAUGGAUUUGAGCGCAAUCCUGGUAUUUAUUUCAGUUGACUAGUGACAUGAAAAUUUUUAUUUGUCAGGAAGACAGGAAAAGUUUUAUUGAAACAAAUAGGUCAGAUAUUCAAUCUAGGUAAGAAAGGUAAUUGCUGUGAGCCUGUGAAUAGUAAUGAGAUUCUUAGUGUUGGUAUGUUUAUUUCCUAUCCUUACAACGUACCCUUGCCUUUGACAACCACUACACUCCUACCCACUCCAAUACCCUCCUCUGGCCAAAGAAUAAUUUCUAAGAGUGAAGAGUCAAAAAUAUCACUGAAGUAUUAGGAAUUUGAGCUAAGUAAGGGAACUCUUCUGUGUUGAAGGGAACACACUUACAGAUCACAUAAUUCCUUGACAGUUAGGUUAACAGAAAGUUAAUUCACUUAUGGCCUGUUUUUCUAUUCCCUGAGUUUACUAAGCUAUAAGCUAACUGUUGUAAAUACAGUAUAAAGGUACUUUCAUAUACUGUUGUUGAUGUAAAACUGUCUAUUCUUGAGAGCAUGAUUUGAAUCCUUGUUGGUGUAUUUCCCCAAUAUCGACUCAGCAUUGACACAGGCUCUGUAGCCACCAAGUGGCUGAUUGACUCAGUCAAUCCAGUCUUUAGGCUGUGUUUACACAUGCAAUCCAAUUCUGAUAUUUUUCCCACUUAUGGGUAAAAGAUAUGAUCUGAUUGGUCAAAAGACCA
Molecule: messenger RNA, 4828 nt
Organism: Coregonus sp. 'balchen'
Lineage: Eukaryota; Metazoa; Chordata; Actinopteri; Salmoniformes; Salmonidae
Source: the annotation of a GenBank genome assembly